AUGAACAACACUUCAGAACAUUCUUCUUCAUCCAAUAAUACAAGUCUAAACUUUUCAUUUGAAACCUUCAAAAAUCAAUUUAAUUUACAGAGUGAUGAGCAACAAGCCUAUUCAUUGUAUUUAAUUUAUUUAGAUAUUGUUUUUGUCAAGAAGAUUCCAAGACAAGAAUUUAAUCGUGUGCUUUCUAUUCAUUCCUACUCAUUCAAUCAUCAUGCUCCCUCUUCCUCACCGUUCACCAUUUACUAUCUCUAUGCGCUCUUUAAUAUUCCAAACAUGUCCGGUAUUAAUGAUUUGAGUGAGUUGAAAUCUCUCAACGAUAUUCACUGUGAGCCUAAAUAUUAUGUAAUUGUACCAAUUACCAUGUCAGGUCAUUCGGGUAUGAUGAGUAUUCGGCAUUAUCAUGAAUUGAUUGAAUCCAUCCGAAAAGAACAACAACAAUUUGAACCAUUGGAUGGUAUUGUUAUGUGUUUCAUUGAUGGAGAUGGUACUUUGUUGUACUAUCAAAUGGAUCAAAGAAGAAUAGACUCGGAAGGAUACGGCCGAGGCUUUUCAUGUUGA
Messenger RNA from Naegleria lovaniensis, 558 nucleotides. RefSeq lists its product as uncharacterized. NCBI's taxonomy places the organism in Eukaryota, Heterolobosea, Eutetramitea, Acrasida, Naegleriidae. The transcript has a single exon. The record is from RefSeq and is a predicted model, not a curated record. The coding region runs from base 1 to 558 and encodes 185 amino acids. Gene Ontology annotation, biological process: tRNA splicing, via endonucleolytic cleavage and ligation. Gene Ontology annotation, molecular function: nucleic acid binding.